CCAACUUUCGCGUCAGAUGCGCGUUCACAUUCGCGCUCCCUCGCCUCAUGGUUGCUGGGCAUUACACGCUCGAUGAACGAGACAGGGAAAGCUGAAGGUCAGGGCGCAGCUCGAGAACAGGACAGCGCCCACUCGACACACACAGCAACCAGCAAUGCCUCCUCGAAUAAGGUGGAAGAUGUUAACGUGCGAGACUUUGCUAAUCCCACACUGAACAUAAUGCAGAGCCGCUCGCCCACGGUGUCUACAAGUGGUCUCUCCUUGCCCUCGCGUGAAGGAACUCCACCGCCGCUGCCCCCGCGCCCGCAGGCGGCAGCGCAAAGCAACAGCCCACGGCCCUCGACGUCGCACUCCCUGGCGCCCCCACGACCGCAGCUUGUCUCGAAGCCAACGACACAGGUCUCGUUUGCCAAUGCCCAGGACAGCAGUAGCUCGACGCAGCGAAGCUCCAUGGGGCUGAAUGUGGCCGCUCGCGUGCCCAACGAUGCAGACGAUGGCGCCAGUAUUCGCAGCUACAUGCCGCAAACAGAUACAGACGGCUACGCUGAGAGCGUCCUGGGCGAUGUUUUGGGGUCCCAGGAGAAGAGGCUGCUACGUACUCUGGGCCAUCGUUUCGAGGACACCGAGGCGGAGACCAUGUUCCCGCCAGACCCCGAACUCGACAAGGCCUUUGGCACUGAGUUCGAUGACAUCGACGAAAUGCAGGCCGACGGGUCCAACGAAGAGGCCGUCAUGCUCCAAUGGCGCGCCAAGCUGAAGCACUUCCUUGUGCUGUCGAGUGCAGGAAAGCCCAUCUACAGUCGACACGGCGACGACCAACUCAUCUCAAACUACAUCGGCGUCGUCCAGACCAUCAUAUCCUUCUACCAGUCCACCAACGAUGUGCUAAAAGGCUUCACUGCAGGAGGAGUGCGUUUUGUGGUCAUGUCCAAAGGUCCCCUCAAUCUGGUCGCCAUUACUCGCCUACCAGAGAGCGACGCUCAGCUCCGUACCCAACUCGAGGCUCUAUACAUGCAGAUUCUCUCUACACUCACACUGCCCAGUCUGGAACGCAUGUUCGCCGCUCGAGCGAACUACGACCUCCGCCGCCCCCUCCAAGGAACCGACACGCUUCUCUCCGCCCUGGCAGACGGUUUUACGCGUGGCUCGCCCUCUACCCUACUUUCCGCUCUUGAGUGUCUCAAGUUGAAAAAGACGCAACGUGCCAUAAUCAACACGACACUCCAGAAAACACGCUCCAAAAACCUUCUCUACGGCCUCGUCGUGGCUUCCGGGAAACUAGUCUCUGUCGUGCGCCCCAAGAAGCAUAGUCUGCACCCAGGUGAUCUGCACCUGAUUUUCAACAUGCUAUUUGAAGCUGGUAGCGUCAAGGCUGGGGGCGGGGAGAACUGGAUACCCCUGUGUCUUCCUGGGUUCAACAAUACAGGAUAUCUGUACAUGUACGUCAGUUUCCUCAAUCUGGAACAUCCCUCGGAGCAGAUGCAGGAACGGCCCAAGAGCAGGGAUGGCGCCGACGACGAGGUGGCAGUGCUGCUCAUCAGCGCCGAGAAAGAGAGUUUCUUUGAGAUGAGGGGUAUGAGGGAUGAUCUAGUCGAGACCCUGCAACGUAACGGCUCCAUUGAAGCAAUACGCUCAGCCGUCAAACAAGGGCGGCCCAAAUGCACGGACAUUGUGCCCGGAAGCCCCCUGCGACAUUUCCUGUACAAGUCACGGGGUAACGUACAAUUCACCAUGCCAAGCUAUGCGCCCUAUUUCGAGAGCCAGCUGGAGAAAAGGCAAUUACUCAAUUUGUACGACAAACUCCACACCAACGUUCACAACAAGCCGUCUACCCUCAAGGUACACCACGAAACAAACACGACGUACAUUGCUCUUGCGUGGAGCACACCACUGUUUGAACUGUAUGCUGUUGCGCCGAGCUAUAUCAGUAGGGCUGCAUUGGCGACGAGCGCGAACCAGAUCAUUCAGUGGGUGAGAAGAGAGGAAGAGAGAGUGUUCAUCAUUGGGGGUGCCGUGUUCUAGGCGGAGAUUCAAUGUUAGCGAUAGGUUUUGUUUUGCAUAUACAUGGGUAGACAUUAUUUCCGCAACGGUGAGUGAUGGGAAGAUUAGAUUCUACAUAUUGGAUCAUUGUA
Messenger RNA from Dothidotthia symphoricarpi CBS 119687, 2132 nucleotides. Its product is annotated as DUF254-domain-containing protein. The record is from RefSeq and is a predicted model, not a curated record. The transcript is spliced from 4 exons. The coding region runs from base 73 to 2022 and encodes 649 amino acids. Lineage: Eukaryota; Fungi; Ascomycota; Dothideomycetes; Pleosporales; Dothidotthiaceae. Gene Ontology annotation, cellular component: fungal-type vacuole membrane; Mon1-Ccz1 complex. Gene Ontology annotation, biological process: vesicle-mediated transport; protein targeting to vacuole.